Saccostrea echinata is the source of this 1015-nucleotide messenger RNA. Its product is annotated as E3 ubiquitin-protein ligase RNF113A-like. The transcript has 10 exons. Gene Ontology annotation, molecular function: metal ion binding. The record is from RefSeq and is a predicted model, not a curated record. Lineage: Eukaryota; Metazoa; Mollusca; Bivalvia; Ostreida; Ostreidae. The coding region runs from base 44 to 1015 and encodes 323 amino acids. Gene Ontology annotation, biological process: snoRNA splicing. Gene Ontology annotation, cellular component: U2-type spliceosomal complex.
UGAAAACAGACUUAAGAAAUCACUGUACGGUUGAAGUUUCAAAAUGGCCGAAUCUGGAGGAUCAUUGUUUAAGAAAAGAACAAAACAACAUGUUUCUCGACGGAAAGCAAAAAGUGAAUCUGAGAGCAGCAAUUCAGAUGAGGAAGGAAAUGUUGCUGUCAAGAAAGCAAAAAAGUUAAAACACAAUCCUAUGGUUCAAGGGACAAAGGGAUUCCAUCGAAAACAUGAAGUAGAUUACAGUGGAAGUGAAAGUGAGGAUGAAAACAAAAUAUCAGUCAGCUACAAAUCGAGUAGAACUGGGAAGCGAGCUGGGCCAGAUGAUAUGGGAGCUACAGCGACGGUCGAAAUUGACACAGAAAAAGACAAAGAUGCUCAGGCCAUAUUUGAAAAAUCACAGGAAAUUAACAAGGCUUUAAAAGGAAUGGAAGAUGACAAGAUAUACAGGGGUAUUAAUAAUUAUGCUCCAAUCAUAGAGAAAAAAGACACAGCACAGGGCAAUGCUUCUAGUGGAAUGGUUAGGAAGGGUCCAGUGAGAGCACCUGCACAUCUAAGGGCCACAGUGAGGUGGGAUUAUCAACCUGACAUCUGUAAAGAUUACAAAGAAACUGGCUUCUGUGGAUUUGGAGACAGCUGUAAAUUUUUACAUGACAGAAGUGAUUACAAACAUGGCUGGCAGCUAGAGAGAGAGAUGGACGAGGGAAGAUACGGAAAAAGUGAUGAAGGGAACUAUGAAAUCAGUAGUGAUGAGGAUGAGAUGCCUUUUAAAUGCUUUAUUUGCCGAGAAUACUUCACUAAUCCAGUAGUUACAAAGUGUAAACAUUAUUUUUGUGAGAAGUGUGCACUAAGUCAGUACAAGAAAUCAAAGAGGUGUUUUGUGUGCAAUGAACAAACAAUGGGAGUAUUCAACCCUGAUACAGAGCUGAUGGCAAAGAUAAAGAAAGCCAAAGAAAGCAAAGGAUCACUGGACUCUGAUGUAGAGGAUACAGGGGGUGGGGGAAGUGAUGAGGAGGACUGA